UAAGAACUAAGAAUGAACGGUGAUGCGAUAACGGAGUCUCCUAGACGCGCGCUUUGGGAGCGGCUGGGAUGCGCUCGCGGCGUUUGUGCAAGAUUGUGCAGACGGCGGGCGAGGGCGCGGGUAGCGCCUACGCAUGGUGGAAGCAGUACUAACAGGAGUCGUGAAUCCCGUCGGCGCAUCAACCACCCCCCCUCCGCGCUGUACAGCGUGGUGGGAGAGAAGCUGCGCGUGGGCACGCCGCGCGCGCUGCAGUGCGCGUUAUUCUGCGGCGGCCCGCGCUGCCGGUAUGAGCUGCCGCAGCCGGGCACUGCCAUACAGGGGCUUUAUUCUGACUGGGUUACGGACGAUAUCCUCGCGAUGGCGCGGCCCAGCACCGCGAGCAUCGCCGCCAGGAAUAUUAUACAACAGUUCCAUAGCUGGGGUAUUCGCACAGUAAUAAACCUCCAGACCCCGGGGGAGCACGCCAGCUGUGGACCCCCACUCACCAAGUCGGGGUUCACGUACGACCCCACCAUUUUCAUGGCCAAUGAUAUAUACUACUACAAUUUCGCGUGGCCGGACUACGCGGAGGCGAGUCUGAGCGGUCUCCUCAAUAUGGCUAAGGUGCUGUCCUUCGCCUUGCAAGAGGGCAGGGUGGCUAUUCACUGCCAUGCAGGGCUAGGGCGUACAGGAGUCCUGAUAGCCUGCUACCUAGUCUACUCCCUGAGGAUCAGAGCCAACGACGCAAUCAGACUGGUGCGUAAGAAGCGCCCCAAGUCUGUGCAGACGUCUGGACAGAUCCUGUGUGUGCAGCAGUUUGAACACUAUAUGUUGCCACAGACUAUCGUUUUUAGUUCCAAAGAAACUCUAAAUUUGACAAAAGACAGGAAAACGUCGGAGUUUACAUUAAAACAGUACCUGUAUCGACAGCGUGCGACUCUGCAUGGACUCGAAGAGAGAGCCUUCAGGGAACUGCCAAAAAUAGUAUACUGCCUCUGUGAACGUCUUCUGAAGCUAUGUGGGUGUCAGCAGAGCGUGGGGCUGGACUUCCGCGUGAAGAACAAACCCUUUUACAAGUCUUUCAUGGUGUACAAGCUGAGGAAGAGCAAACCUCCCGACCCUACGACUCCUGAGGAGGCCACUACUGAACAUGAACAAAUUCCAACACUGCCAAUGGUGGAAUGGCGCGACCCGGUGGAGGAGGACAUCGAGAGGAACCUGGAGUCCGUCAGCCGUAUCACGGGCACUGCCAACAACGGCAGUUUGCCGGCUUUGCAGAUUUAUGAGGCAUUCACAGUAGACCAUCAUAGUCUUCCAGAAGAAAGGAUGAAAUAUUUAAAGCAACUUCGCAAUGAAAUCAAUCAACAGAGAGAAGCCUUCGAUAAAAUAAAUGUUGAGAACGACCCCACGAUUCUGACGGGGUUGCUGUUUGAAUGGCUGGAGGGUCUGAAGCAGCCAGUGCUGGACCGAGAGGAUCUCUCCCUCAUUGUGGGCAGGGCGUACAAUGUGGAGUCUUGUGUGUUGGCAUUGACUAUGGAAGACAUCAUGCUCCUAGAAUACUUGCUCCGCUUCGUGACACGUCUCCGCCCCCUCGCUGCCAACAAGAAAGUGGACAUUCUGAAGCGACUCCUCGCCUCCCUCACGCAUCAGACUGUCAGCAUCAACGGACGUUGUCUUCCUACCCGCAAGGACUUCCAAAGACUAAGAGAAGGCACCAGCAGCCAGGUGAUAAACUUCAUGCUGCGUAUGAUAGUAGAGCUGCAGAAGGAUAUGAUGAAGCCUGGGAAAGAUGAUGCCGAUGUCGUGGUACCGCAACGAAGGUUCAGAAUAAAGGCUUGGAAAUAA
Molecule: messenger RNA, 1824 nt
Organism: Helicoverpa armigera (cotton bollworm)
Lineage: Eukaryota; Metazoa; Arthropoda; Insecta; Lepidoptera; Noctuidae
Product: protein tyrosine phosphatase domain-containing protein 1
Exons: 13
Coding region: 13-1824 (603 amino acids)
Biological process (GO): protein dephosphorylation; cilium assembly
Cellular component (GO): cytoplasm
Molecular function (GO): protein tyrosine/serine/threonine phosphatase activity; protein tyrosine phosphatase activity
Source: RefSeq, a predicted model, not a curated record